Messenger RNA from Ictalurus punctatus (channel catfish), 6881 nucleotides. RefSeq names its product lipase, hormone-sensitive b (gene lipeb). Gene Ontology annotation, cellular component: cytosol. The record is from RefSeq and is a predicted model, not a curated record. Lineage: Eukaryota; Metazoa; Chordata; Actinopteri; Siluriformes; Ictaluridae. Bases 306 to 2780 code for a protein of 824 amino acids. Gene Ontology annotation, biological process: triglyceride catabolic process; cholesterol metabolic process. Gene Ontology annotation, molecular function: sterol ester esterase activity; triacylglycerol lipase activity. The transcript has 14 exons.
AAUAGAACAACAGUUAGUUUUUCUGAGGACACAAAAAAAGACUAUGAAGGAAAGGUCAGGGUGUGGUUAUACAGAAAGAGACAGAUGAUCUAAUCAAAAUACCCAGCCUCCUAUUUUCCCUUUCUUAGUCUCCUUUCACACAGUUUUUCUGGUAUCCAGCUGUGUGUGUGCAAUCUCUGUGAUACAUAAAUAGCUGCUUGUAGCUUUCCUCUUUUAAAACCAAGUGUUCGAAGUACUGCAUCUCCAGGAUAUUUCCAGGAUUGCUCAACAGAAGGACAAGCACGACUUGUUCCAGUACACUGGUGAUGGACACUAAGGCUGUGUUUGCAGCCCUGUAUGAGGUAUGUGAGGAGAACGCUACUUUCUUCGCUGGCACACAAGCGGGAGAUGCUCCACAGAGGCUGGUUGACGCUACAUUGACCAUUCAGAAACACGCUCACAGCCUCGAGCCAGUUAUCUGUGGCUUUGCUGCCAUCUACCAUCACUUUGACUUUGACCCUCACAUUCCUGCUAAUGGAUACCGCUCAAUAGUGAAGGUGGUGCGUUGCUGUCUUCUUCACAUCAUCCACAAGUCACGCCACAUUGCAUCUCACAGACGGAGCAUCUUCUUCCGUGCAGCCCAUUAUGCUGCAGAGAUGGAAGCUUACAGCUGUGCUCUGUGCCAGCUGAGGGCUCUGCUCUACCUCGCCCAGAGGCUGCUCCAUGACAACAGUCACGGCAACCUCUUCUACCAAGAUGAGAAUGGUCUCAGCCAGCUCUUUCUUCGAGAGUAUGCCUCCAUGCACAAGGGCUGCUUUUAUGGCCGCUGUGUUGGCUUCCAGUUCACUCCAGCCAUCCGUCCACACUUGCAGAGUAUUACCAUAGGCUUGGUCGCGUUCGGAGAUAACUACAAGAGGUAUCAUUCCGGCAUAGUGGAAACAGGAGCUAGUACAUCAUAUGGUGUUGCUGCUAGUUCCUUAUUCACCUCUGGAAAGUAUGCCAUUGAUCCUGAGCUGAGGGGCCUGGAGUAUGAGCGAAUCACUCAGAACUUGGACGUUCAUUUCUGGAAGACAUUCUGGAAUAUCACUGAAAGCGAAGUUUUGGCAGGCUUGGCAAGUAUGACCUCCACUCAGGUAAAGGUGAAUCGCACUCUCUCUGUGCCACCUGACUGCUUUGACCUGCCCUUGGUGGACGAUUCCACACACAUGGUUACAAUCUCUUCUCCGGUCGCCCAUAUCGGCCCUGGCCCAAUUCAGAUGAGACUCAUCUCCAGUGAGCUGAGGGAGGGACAGGACAGUGAAAAGCUGUUAGCAAUAUACCGUUCCGAUAGUGGCUCAAUCUCUCGGUCCCUCAGUCUAAAGAUUAAGAAGAGCCCUCCAUCACCUUGGCUGGUGGUACAUUACCAUGGAGGAGGCUUUGUAGCACAGACUUCUAAAUCACACGAGCCAUACCUGAAAAGUUGGUCUCAGGAACUGAAUGCUCCAAUCCUGUCAGUAGAUUAUUCUCUUGCCCCUGAAGCCCCUUUUCCACGUGCACUGGAGGAGUGUUUCUUUGCCUACUGCUGGGCUAUCAAGAACCACAAACUUCUGGGUUGGACAGGAGAGCGAGUGUGUUUGGCUGGUGAUAGUGCAGGGGGUAACCUGUGCAUCACUGUGUCAAUGAUGGCUGUGGCACAUCGAGUACGCUUGCCGGAUGGCAUUGUGGCUGCAUACCCUGCUCUCAUGCUCACCACCUGUGCCUCGCCUUCCCGUCUGCUCAGCCUUAUGGAUCCUCUCCUUCCCCUUAGUGUACUGUCCCGUUGCCUCAGUGCUUAUGCAGGUUUGGCUCCUCAGGAGGAGAAACGGGUAGAGAAAGUCAACGCUUUGGGGACGGUAACGAAGGACACUGCCCUACUAUUUAAAGGCUUCAGAGAGGGAGCCUCAAACUGGAUCCACUCACUCCUGGACCACAACAAAGCAAGUGCAGAGACCAUGAGGAACAGUGUAUCAGAGGGGACUCUCAAUUCUACCCAGUCUGACCCUCUGGUUCCAGGAACAUCCUCCGAGUUCUCAGUGAAAAGAGAAUCUCUGAAAAGCCACACAUGUGAGGGUCUGGUCAGCCACACUACCAGCACAUUCACCAACAGCAGCCACAACAGCACCAGCUCUACUGCCAACCACAUUGCCAACCUCUCGCUUCACCAUCCUCCUAUCCUCAACACCACAGCAAUCCUUGAAAGCAAGUCAGAGGAUAUAAAUAUACUUUUCUCCAAAGAGGUAGACCCCUCCGUGUCAAGUUCAAUCUCGUCCAUGGCAGUACCUCCCCCUGACGGGGAAGGACACUCAGACAACCCACGGGGGUUUCCUGGAGACUUUGAGCCAUUGCGUUCAGAGCAGCUUGCCAAAAUGAAUGUUGAUUCCUCACCUGUCUUUAGAAAUCCCUACAUGUCACCUAUUCUGGCUCCAGACCAUAUGCUGAGGGGACUGCCUCCUAUUCAUAUAGUGGCCUGUGCUCUGGACCCCAUGUUAGACGACUCUGUAAUGUUCGCCAGACGACUACGGAGCAUUCAGCAGCCCGUGACUUUGUGUGUAGUGGACGACCUCCCUCAUGGCUUCCUUAGCCUGUCGCAGCUCUCUAAGGAAACCCACGAAGCCUCUAAUGUCUGCAUGGAGAGGAUCAGAGAUGUCUUCACUAUGAAAGACCUGCCUCCAGAGAUAAAGAAACACCGCAAGCUGGAAAGGACCGAUCAUUGUGCUUCAGGUGCCUCUACCAAGUUCUUUCAAGUAUCCACUAGUGAAGAUGGAAGAGAGGGUGUAGUUUGAAAGGUGAAAAGUGCUGACCAACAAAGCUGAUGCUUUCAAGUGAGAUUUGAAGAAGGAAUAUAGGACAAAAAUGAAAACAGGAAGGGUUUUGUAAACAAAAAGAAAUUCAGGCUGAAUACUAACUAAAAUACUAAAAUCACUGUGCAUUGAACCAGCAGAACAAGAAUGAGUAAAAUGUAAUGUCUCUCAAAAGUGGUUUUAUUUAUACUUGAUCAGUAUUUGGCAGUAAGUAAAUAGAAGUGAGGGGACACUGCCGCUUAAGUGUUACAAAUGACCGUGCAUGUGCACUUGCACUUUUCAAAUAUACACAACUUUUAACAAAAUAUUGCCACUUUGCCUCUGCACUGUAUUGCUUUGUUGAGAUUCUGAUUAUGAAUCAUACAAAUACCAGCAUGGAAACAAAUGCUUCCUGUCUUGUCGAGGCCUGAAGCUGAAUUUUCGUAAAUGUUGUUAUAAUACAGCUUUUUGAUGCACAUUGUUUCUGAACUUCAUGCUUAUGCCAUAGGCACGCUUUAAGGAGUCAAUCAAACCAAAUUUCUAUUCGUGGUAUAUAUUUCUAGCUGUCUGUGUUACGUUGUGUGUUUUUGUGAAAGUGCUAGUUCUGCUGAUGUCUUUAAACUGCGAACUGAGACAAUGAAAAUACUGACCAAUGUCUGAUGCACAUGGCUUUUCAGAGUAGACUUGUGUAUACAUGGCUCCGGGGUUAAGGUUUAGAAGUUCAACUCCCAAGCUUUCAGAGAACGACUAUUGACGCCUUAACCCUGAACUUCUCAGCUCCAGGCUUGCAUAGUAUCUUAGGUGUGAGUCAAUUUGUGUAAAAGUGCCUGCUAAAUGAAUAUAUCUAAAUGUAGAUUUUGUUUAUUACAUGUUAUUUUAAGUAUUUUUGUAGUUGUUAAUUAGACAUAGUUUAAUGUUAUUUCUGAGGCUGAACAAUCUUGGAUUAAGUCCUAAAAAAAAUCAAAUACAAGUUCAUCAGCAUGAGAUGAUUGUUGGCCUUCAAACACAGGAAGCUAUAACACGCAGAAUUAUAUUUCACCUAGCAUCAGCCAUCGUCCACGUGCACGCUUUAGCCCAUCCGUUGCUUGUAGAAUUAUAUCGGGAUAUAUGAGGAAAUAUUUUUGCACUUUCUGUUUCUCUGCCUGUUUUAAUAGUUUUUCUUGAUUUGGUUAUUGCUCGGUGGCUAUUGCUGCCUUUCUGCUUGUUGUUCGCUCUGCGCACUGACCCAUUUCUAGAACCCAGGAGGUAUUUUAGGGAACAUCCUUGAGCAACCUUGAACCAGUUAGACAAUUCAUUUAGCAGGAGCAUGACUCUGCUCUCUCUGCAGAUGUCAUGUGUGAAAUCAUUCGAAUCAACCAGACUUUCAGAGUUCACUCCUUUCGGUUACACAACAGAUUUAAAGCAAAUCCAACAGAUUUCAGGGAUGGAUAGAUCAUAAAUUCAUCAGUUGAAACAUAUGAACCAACUUGAAUAUUUAAACAUACAUGUCAAAUUUUUAAAAAAUGCUUUGUGAAAUUCAUUAGAGCAUUAUUCUUUCUUUGCUCAGUGGAGAGGUGAAAGAGGUCGGUAACCCCUUUCUAACUACGCAGUUGUGGCUUGUUCAUAGGAGCAAGUCAGGGCAGAGUCCUGUCCAUAUACGUUAUGUCAGCCAAAUGAAAAUCCUCAAUCGCAACUCCAUACAUUUUAAAUCCCAUUGAAAUACUCUUUUGACUGUAUUUUUUAUAAAAAAAAAAUAAAAAAUUCUAUUUGACAAGUAUAAGCUAAUAUUUCACAGAUUUGCUCGCUUUUAUAGAUGUUGUACAAUUGUGGGGCAGCACACUCACUGCUCUAGAGCCAUAGAGUUAUUAUUGCGCACAGAAACCAAAAAUGGGAAUUUCAACAAGCGCUAAAAGUGGUCCACUGGGGAACAACUCGCGCUGCCCCAUGCUCGGGGGGAGGAGCCGAGGACAGGUCAGUCAAUUGCAGGGAUGCCAGGGUCACAGUUUUUACACCAAUUUGGGAUAAAUACUCGGCGGCUGCCAAGAUCUUGUUUUAGAGCAGAUAUUCUAAAAAUUAAAUCGAGUUAAUUUCCUCAAACUGAAUGUAAGUGCAGACGGUGUGUCUACGAGGUCUGUGUGUACAGAACCAUUUCUACCAUAAGAUGUAUUACAAAGAUUCAGAGAAGGAAAAGAAGAUUAUGGAGUGGAUUAUAUCUGUACAUCAGAAAUGCGUGUGCUCCAUGGUGAUCACACUAAGGCUGAGAAAAAGAAGAAAAGUAUUAAAAAAUUGGCCUAUUUUCAGGUCUUUUUUGUGGUUUUUGAGAUGUAGUUAUGCUGGAAAUUUUGCUGAAACCUGGCAGCCUGGGCUGUCGAUGAUGAUGAUGUUAUUAUUAUUAUUAUUAUUAUUAUUAUUAUUAUUAUUAUCAUCGAACACAGUUGACAAAACAUACAAGCUUUUAGACUGUAUGCUGGAGGACUGUAUUUUGUCAACACUCCCCGAUUACUCUAAAAAUGCACUAGAUAGUAGCCUAUAGCAUAAGUCACCUCUUGAUUUAAUGUUGUUUGAGGCUGUCGUUAUUAAUAUUGUCCUGUUCCACCAAAUUCUAUGAUCAUGAGCCACCGCUGCAGCUAGUAAACCUACGUGUCCACCUACGAAGACUACGAAUAAAAAUGAAUAACCUGGACAUGCAGUCUGCUUUCCCCAGGCACACGGGCCAUUGAUUUGUAAAUCUUUCUGUCUUUGUAGACCUGAAAAGCUUGCUGAAGCAAGCUAGUAUUUCUACUACGUCUACUAUUAUGCCUAUUUCUAUUAGACAACACAUUGCUACCUCAUCGGCAUCCAUCUCUGUAGGCAAAUGAACAGCUACAAAAGUAUUACCAAGUGACAUUAGUACUGUAUUCAGUUACGAUUCCUCCGUCAUCUCACACUAUCGUUACUGUGGUGUUAUCUGAGACAGUGUUGGACCAUGAUAUCUGUGAUGGUCUGCUUCCGCUACAUGAGUUAGUAAAGUAUGGCUUAUACAGCACUCUAAUUAAAUAGACGCUUAUUUUCAAAGUGUUAAUUAUAGUUCCUGGUGAAUGUGUAGAUCUUCUUGGCUUGUGUGGCUUCUUGUUAAAAUAUUAUCCGGAAAAUGUUCUGUUCUGUUCUUUAAUUAACUGCAGCUUUUGUGUUUGCACAGUGAGUAGGUCAGUCAUUGAGAGUGAAUUGUCCGUGUCUUUCUGUGUUACUGUGUAUUUCUUCCAUUGUUAGGAAAACCAGCACUUUAUGGAUCAUGACAAGCUAUUCAAUAUACACUACGAGCUAUAAUAGACCAUUCAAGCACACAUACGCACAAAUACAUUUUUGUUUUAUGUUUUUUCUCUGUUAAAAACACCACAAGUGCAAAAAUGUAAAUGGAAAUUGAAUGUAUUUCUACUUUCCCUGCCUCACACAUUAGUUUAUAUUGGUUUGGUUUGGGAAUUGAUGAUUUUAUGCAGAAUUCUUUGAAUGAUAUAUAGGUUGGUAGGAGCACAUAGCAUAGAACAACUAUUAAAAAACAUUUUUAGGUUUAAAAAAAAAAAAGAGAGAUUUUAUUUAUAUACUUCCUUUAGAGUCAUAGGAAUAGCAAGUUUUAUUUAAGAUUUGUGCAUUGAUUUGUUAUUUAGUAGAUAUUUACAUGUUGGCUCUAACAAAAGAAAAAUCGGUUAUCAUAUAAAAGUUUUCUCAAAGCCCUUUCUUGCUUAUUAGUUCAAUUUGUGCAAUUUAUGUUUUUCACGUGUCAUAUAUCUGUGGGGAGCAAAAAAAAAUUAAACAAUCAAAUAACAGAUUUACAUUUGGUAGCAAAGCUACAAAAAAUGUACUACUGUUUGUAGUCUAAAUGUAAAUGUAAUCUAAAUGUAAAUCAAAAUCUAAUCCAAAGGUUAAAGUGCAGUUCAAAUGUUCUGCUGCUUUCUUCUCUGUUCUGCUGAGAUCAUAUGCAUUUUCUUAUUUUAUUUUUUUAAAUCAGUAUAUAUUUUCCAGAGCUUAUUGUUAUUGUAAAAAUGUAGUCAGAAACUAUUUUGUGGUUUUAUGUCCUGAUGCAUAUGUGGUAAAUGUUGUACAUGUGGUUUAUGCAAUAAAGAGUAAUAAAAAAUAUAUAUUGUCAAA